Molecule: messenger RNA, 940 nt
Organism: Lates calcarifer (barramundi perch)
Lineage: Eukaryota; Metazoa; Chordata; Actinopteri; Centropomidae
Product: GTPase IMAP family member 7
Exons: 2
Coding region: 110-820 (236 amino acids)
Molecular function (GO): GTP binding
Source: RefSeq, a predicted model, not a curated record
ACAGAGGGGAGGGUCACCUCUGUCACAUGUUUCAGUCAUAUAAAAGUUGAUGAAACAGCAGCUUUCAGCUUCACUGUGAGCUGUGCAGAGACAAAGAUUCAGAGAGAAGAUGGCUUCACUUCCUGCAGAACCUGAUCUGAGAAUAGUGAUGAUUGGAAAAACUGGUGUGGGGAAGAGUGCUGUUGGAAACACCAUCUUGGGAGAACGUCUGUUCAAAUCUUGUCCCAGUGCAGACUCAGUGACUAAGUCUUGUGAAAAAGGUGUGACAUGCUGGGGUAACAGAAAGGUGACUGUGGUGGACACACCAGGGAUCCUGGACACCAAGGCCACUCCAGAUUUCCUCAAAAAAGAAAUAGUGAAGUGUGUGAAAGUCUCUUGUCCUGGUCCUCAUGUGUUCCUGCUGGUCAUCACAGUCGGUCGAUUCACUCCAGAAGAGAAGAACUCAGUGGAGGCUCUGCAGCAGCUGUUUGGUCCAAAGGCAAACAAGUACAUGAUGGUGCUGUUUACACGUGGUGGUGAUCUUGGAAACAUGACCAUACAAGAGUACAUACGUGAGGGUAAGGAAGACCUUCAACGAGUCAUCCAACAAUGUGGAAGCAGGCUCCACGUCUUUGACAACAACAGCAAAGACAGAAAACAAGUAGAGGAGCUGAUCAGGAAGAUUGAUUACAUGGUGGAAGGUAACGGUGGAUCAUGCUACACUGAUAAAAUGUAUGAAGAAGUUCAGGCAACUGGUGACAAGCAUGAAGACGCCUAUACCUUCAUUGCUGAACUUUUAAAACGCGUCGUACGUUUUCUAAAAGUUCUUGCAAGAGUUUAAAUAGCUUUAAUCGACGAUAAUCAACCUCAACAUAUCAUCUAUGCUGAGUGUAUUCAUGUGUGAAAAUAUGGAAUAUAUUAACCUCAGGUUAAGCUGUCAGUAAAAACAGUAAAAGACAAA